Tetrahymena thermophila SB210 is the source of this 1599-nucleotide messenger RNA. RefSeq lists its product as hypothetical. The transcript is spliced from 6 exons. The record is from RefSeq and is a predicted model, not a curated record. Lineage: Eukaryota; Ciliophora; Oligohymenophorea; Hymenostomatida; Tetrahymenidae.
AUGUUUCCUCAAAUAAGCAGCAAUAAAAAAGCUAUUGAGUAAAGUAAUAAUCAGCAAGGAACUAAUUCUUUGAAGAACUCCAAACAUAAUUUUAAAAGAUAUGGAGAAAAAACAAAAGAUGAACUUUCAGGAGCUAUAACUCUAAGAUCAAUUGAUUAGUAAUAAUAGAUUGACUCUCAAGCAUUGGAGCUUAAAAACUCUCAUUUAGGACACUAAUUCAAAAUAUCGAAAAAUAAUGAUUCCAGAAAAUAUUCAUUAGCUGAGCGUUUUUUCAAAAAAAAUGAGGAUAAAUCAUUAAAAUUAAGCCAUUCAUCAUCAGUAAAAGAAAAUCUUCUAUCUAAAUAAUCAAUGAGCCCUACAAGUAAACAAAUAUUCAGUGAGCUAAUAAAUACAUAAAACAAGUAUCUAAGCAUGUCUCCAGAUAAUCUUUCAGGAAAUAUAUUGAUUUUUGUUAAGCCUGAGGGAUAAGAUAGAUUUAAAAAAUAAGUCGGAUAUAGUAAGUAGUUAAAAUCAUUAGAUGUGAAAAUCAAUAGACUUAAAGAUGAAUUAGAACAGCUUUACUCAUCUAAAAAAAACAUUUAAUCUUAAAAUACGUUCGAAGAAUAAAAUGAUGAAAACUAUUAAAAAGAAGAAGAUAUGCAGCAAUCUAAAUUUGAUUUUAUUACUUAACAUUAAGAUAAUAAAGGAUCAUUAGAAAUGUUUGCCCCAAGCUAAAUUAUUUAGGAAAAGCCUUCUAAAACUUUUAACUCAGAACCUUUAUCUGAUUUGAGCAACAAUGAAUAGCCUGUACCUUCUAUACAACACAUGAUUAAGAAAAACAUGGAAAAAAGUGAGUAGUAAUUCGAAAGCCAAAACUCUCAAAUAAGCUUGCUUAACUAGCAAAACAAUGAAAGCUCUUCUAAGUAAAAUUUAUAAAAUACUAAUCAAGACUAGAUGUCUUCACUUUAGGGAGCAAGUAACAGUGUAGAUUUAUUUAAAUAAAAAAUAAUGAAUUCUUCUAUGGUAAGUGUAGAACAAUAAUUUACUCGAAUUUAUGACUUAUAUUCGAAAUCAAUAGCUUCAGCCUUCCAUUCUAGAGAUUUGGAAAAACCAUAAAAACAUAAAAAGAAAAAGAAUCCAAAAUUUUUGAUAUGUAAUUCGAUGCUAAAAAGUGGAGUAGUAAACAGCAAAAGUGAACAUUUGAUGAGAAUUUAUAAUAGAGAACAUAAGCCAUCUUAGAUAAAUAUAUGCUUACCAUCUUUUCCUACUAAAAAGAAUCCCUAGGAAUACAUUUUAGCAACCUAUUUUGAUAAGUAUAAACCUAUUAAAAUCUCAAAACAGAAUGAAGUUGUUGAUUUGAUUCCAAAAUAUUUAAAAGAAGAGAUAGAAACUGAAUUUAAAUAAAUUAAAGAUUCGACAUUUUAGAAUAUUAGCAAUAAUUAAAAGCUGCAGAGCUUAAAUUAAAUAACCUAAAAAUCUACUAUAGAAUCAUAGAAGUGGCAAAACACAGGAGUUUUCAGUGAUCUAAAUAAAGGUUUUGUUGAGAGUAGUCAUUAAAAUUCAUAAGAAAAUUUAGAAACUUUCAACAAUUUUUUCAGUAUUUCAAAACAGAAGAUUUGA